AGUGUCCAGGGACAUGAAACUCAAUCCGCAGCAAGCUCCGUUGUAUGGUCAUUGUGUUGUCACCGUGCAGCUCGCCGACGAGGAGCUGGCUGAGGAAGAUGAGGGGGUGGACUACUUCCUGCUGUUUGCCGGGAGCACGCAGAGACACCUGACCAGCACCCUGAGGAGCAGCCAUGACACCCUGCAGGCGCUGUGUCCCGCCCACAACUGCUGCGAGGUCGUGCUGGUCACCUUGUGUUCGGCCACCCGAGACGCGUCCGAGUCCAGCGCGGGUGACGUGGCUCCGCUGGCCGAGCAUCGAUUCAGCUUUGUGCAGGAUUUGGCCUUCGACAUGGCCCAGUUCCUGGUGAGCACGGCGGGCCGGGCCGACGGCCUGGACGGGGCUCUGCUGCUGGACGAGUGUCAGAUUCCCCUGCAGGAGUGCGAGCGGCUGGACGAGAGCCUGGCGCUGGCGCUGACCCACCUGGCGCUGCCGCCGGGCUGGAGCCUGCUAGGGAUCAAGCGGAGCAGCAGCACCGACCCGGUUCCCCAGGAGACGCUGCUGCACUUCUCGGCCCGCCGGGGUCUCUCUCGGGUCACGCGCUUCCUGCUGCGGCAGCCCGGAGCCAAGGAAGCCCUCCGAUUGGCCAACAGGGAGGGCCACACCCCGUCCACCAUCGCGGCCUCCCGAGGGCACGGACGCCUCCUGGAGUUUCUCACCAAGGCCGAGGCGGCCGAGGACGGGGGGACUGACACGGCCCAGCUGAACUCCGCAGACGCCCGGGUGUCCUGCCACCUCCCCACCCUGAACACGCACACGCUGACGGUGAACGUCCCGCCGGACUGCCAGGUCCCCACCCUGCAGAAGAGCGUGGAGCAGCUGCUGCACCUGGUGUGCCACCUCCAUGAACGGGGAGGUUCUGUGCUGGAGCUGCCGCUGGACUCUCUUCACACCGCCCAGGAAUGUUGUGACGGUGUGAAAACAGACCUGACCUGUCGGGAGCAGCUCCGAGAGCCGGCCCCAGACCCGUCGGAGGACCCGGAGGACCCGGGGACGACAGCUGAGGGCAGCGCGGGCCAAAGCAGCGCCGGGGAAAGAAGUGCCAACACUGUGGACUGUGGACGUGGUGGGAGUGGGAAUGCAGAGACUGACGCUCCGGUUUCAGAAACCCACCCCCAGGAGCUCGGCCCCGGCCCCCCGGAGGACCGGGUGGGUCCCGGUUCCAGCGCGGAGGCCGAGGAGGGAGAGGAGGGGAGAGGGGAGAGUCUGAGCCCGUCGGCUGAGGAGGGGAGGGAGAGUCUGAGCCCGUCAGCGCAGGCCGAGGCCGAGGGGGGAAGAGCCGCCCAGGGAAUCCCAGCAGCGGCCGAGGAAGCUGAGAUCCGGGAAGCACGGGGUUCGGAGCAGGAAGCAGACGACGGCUCGGCCAGGAAGAGGGAGGAAACCCCCGGCUCUGAGGUCACAGAUCUGACCCAGGCUCCAGGGAUGGGCCAGUCUCCGUCGUUGGGGGGCUCGGAGGCCUCGGAGGGGUCGGAGAGCCGUCAGGACGGAGAGGACGUCAGCGAGGAGGUGACACGACUCCUGCAGGAGAUCUGUGACCGACUCUCUCUGGACGGAGGGUUAACGGAGCGGGAGGGGUUAACGGAUCAAACCUCCGCCCCCGGCGACCCCCCCGGCCCAACGCCGCCGCUGAUAGGCUGCGCUGACGUCACGGAGGAGCCUGGAUCUGCUCCUCCGUGUCUCCUGAUCGGCCUCGGCCAGGGGGAACCUCCGCCAGACACAAACAGCCCAGAACAAAACCAGGAAACAGCUGCCGGGGAUUACGGGGACGAGCAGCGCCGGGACGCGGCUCCGCCGGCCGAAGCCGAAGCGGCGAGCGCCGAGGAGCCGGCUGGUGUCGGAGGAACCGCUUCUCCCAAGGACGAUCCCGAGAGUGUGGAGUUCCUGACCGCUCCCAACUCCGAGCAGGACGCGCCGCCGGACCGGUGCGACUCUGAGCCGUCGCCCGGGGAGGAAACCGCUAGACGACGGCCGGACGAGAGCGACUCUGAGCCGUCGGUUAAACGACAGCCGGACCAGAGCGACUCUGAGCCGUCGGUUAAACGACAGCCGGACCAGAGCGACUCUGAGCCGUCGGUUAAACGACAGCCGGACCAGAGCGACUCCGAGCCACGACGGCCGGACCAGAGCGACUCUGAGCCGCGACAGCCGGACCAGAGCGACUCUGAGCCGUCACCUGAAGCCGCCGCCGCUCCACCAGAGGCCGACCCGGACUCGACUGACCCGGACUCGGCCGACCCGGACUCGGCCAUGGCCCACGGCUCCUCCAGCGACGACGACGGCAGCUUCCGCUCUUUCGGCAGCUCCUCCACGGAGAUAUUCCACCACGCUCAGGACGAGGAUCGAGACCCGCUCCAGACGGAGACGGCAGAGCUGGACCCGCCUGAUCCCAAACCCGCCCAGAGCCACGGUCGUCCAAGAGGUGAGGAGGAGCGGGUUCCUGUGGACGAGCGGGUUCCUGUGGACGAGCGGGUUCCUGUGGACGAGCGGGUUCCUGUGGACGGCAGCCGGGAUGGUACCCAACCCACACCCCCCCAGACCGGGGGGGACGGGAACCCUGAGUCUGCGCAGGAACUUUCCAGAGAGGAUCCAUCACCAGGUCCGGUGUCGUCGGUGAGCGAAGGCUCUCCAGGUGAAGCUGGAGACCCGUGUGUGGAGACAGACGGGUCCACGUCGGCGGUCCCGCCUGUCCCAGACCAGCCUGAGGAAGAGGAGGAUACGCUGGUAGAGACCAGGACUGAGGAAGAGGAAACGCUGGUAGAGACCAGGACUGAGGAAGAGGAUACGCUGGUAGAGACCAGGACUGACGAAGAGAAUACGCUGGUAGAGACCAGGACUGAGGAAGAGGAUACGCUGGUAGAGACCAGGACUGAGGAAGAGGAAACGCUGGUAGAGACCAGGACUGAGGAAGAGGAUACGCUGGUAGAGACCAGGACUGAGGAAGAGGAUACGCUGGUAGAGACCAGGACUGAGGAAGAGGAUACGCUGGUAGAGACCAGGACUGAGGAAGAGGAUACGCUGGUAGAGACCAGGACUGAGGAAGAGGAUACGCUGGUAGAGACCAGGACUGAGGAAGAGAAUACGCUGGUAGAGACCAGGACUGACGAAGAGAAAACGCUGGUAGAGACCAGGACUGAGGAAGAGAAUACGCUGGUAGAGACCAGGACUGAGGAAGAGGAUACGCUGGUAGAGACCAGUGACUCUCCCGUAACGGCGGCGGCAGCCGAGGAAAAUCAAAACGUGCAAUUUGCGCUACAACAACUUGAACCGGAGGACUCUGGGAAAACGGUAGAAGAAGAGUCGGCGGGGAAUCUCCUCGCCGUCUCCUCACCACGAGACGCUCACAGAAACGAUGGAGGUUCUCCAGCAGCGGAGCCGCUCGCCGACGUCAGCAAGGACGUGUUUGUUGAUCCUCCAACCGAGGACGGGACGGCUGAGAGUCCACGGACUCACGACGGAGUGGACGGAGCCCCGGCCAGCGGCGGCAAAACCCCAGAGAUGAAUGCUGACGCGUCUGGAAACGCGGUGAAUGAUGUGGGACAGGAAGAGAACGGCCCGUCGGAGGGAACACAACUCUCCAAGAUCCACCGAGACAGAGAGGCGUCGUUCCAUCAGCCCUGCAGCGCUCAGCACUCGGGAUGCCCGGCGUCCCCGGCCUUCCCCAGCCUGCCCAGUAGAACCAGCAGCUCCACCAGUUGUCCGUCCUCCGCCCACAGAGACUCCGGCAGCGACGUGGACAGCCUGCUGAACGUGGAGCCGGGAUAUGACAACGUCUUCAGAAAGGGCGAGGAGCCGGCGGUAGCGGGCGACAGCACCAGCGAGGUCUCUGUGUCCUGCUCCUCCACAGACGACACCACCAGCGUGGGCCCGUCCAGCUCCAGCCCGGACGGCAGCCAGGGCCUGGGCUGCAGCUGGAGCCCGGAGGAGGCGGUGCAGGGCGUGGCUGCGGCCCCCGGGGGCCUCGGUGGCCUCGGUGGCCUCGGCACUAGCUGCAGCAGCGAGGGAGCAGCGGGAGACGCCGAGGAGGAAGCCAAGGACCGGGUCAGCGAGGUGCCGCGGCGCUCCUGCCUCUUCAGGAACAGCAUCCGCUCACUGUCGCCGCUCCGCCGACACAGCUGGGGGCCGGGCAAGAACCACGGCGGAGAGGGAGAGAUGAACCAGAGGAGUUCCGCUCGUUGUCCUGGCCAGAGAAAGCCGGCCUUCCACCGGAGAAGUUACAGUCUGGAGGGGCUGACGGGCGUCCAGGAGGAGCUGAGGGCCUCCACGACUCAAGGGCCCCGCGUCCUGGAGCCGUCCAGGAUGCCCCGGCAGGACAGCGACGAGCGGGGCUCGCUGGUGUCUCUGACGGAGGAGCAGGAGGAGCUGGAGGACAGCAGACUCCACGACCCGAAGUUACGGCGGUACCGGCCGCUCCGGUCCAACGGCUCGGCCAUGACGCUGCCCCUCACCAAGUCCGUGUCCAUGCUCGCCAUCAGCCACAAAGACAUCGACGCGGUGGGACGCCUGAGACGGCAGAGGAGAAUCUCCUUCUCUUUCAACCUUUCCCCCAUUCUCACCAAAUCUAAGUCUCAGUUCGUUUACGCGGACUCUUCCUCGAGCGAUGACGAGGAUAACGCCAGCAUGAGGUCGUUCUGCAGCACGUCCGGCUCCCUCGCCUACAGCAUCUCGGAGGAGGAGCCCGGGCCUCUGCGGAGCGACACUGAGGGGAAGAGCGUGACCAAAGUCAGCCGGACCUUCAGCUACCUCAAGAACAAGAUGUAUAAAAAGACCAGGGAAAAGGAGCGAGACAAAAAGGAGAAGGACAAAGACGGCAAGGAGAAGGACAAAAAGACUGUGAACGGGCACGUCUUCACCGCCGUCGGCUCCAGCCAGGGAUCCCAGUGCUCCCACUGCAAUAAGGCUUUUAACAGCAAGGACGCUUUCAUCUGCACGUACUGUAACGCCUCCGUCCACAAGGGCUGCAGGGACGGCCUGCCGGCCUGCGCCAAGGUGAAGAUGAAGCUGCCCAAACAGCAGGUCUCGGCGCCGGACGCCGGCUCUCUCCCCGCAGUCACGCUGAGGAACAAGUCCGGCGGGACCCGAGACCGGCCCUGGUCCGCCAUCCUGUCCCCAGAAGAUCCUUCCACGCUCACGAUCCCGUCGUCCCGGAGACACACCAGCAUCAUGCCCUUCCACGGAAACAACCUCUCCAAGAGCCUGUCCAUCAGCAACAUAGCAGGUCCGGUGUUUGACGAGAUCCCCAUCAAGGGCCUGCGGUAUCUGUCCCAGUCCACCGACUCCCUGAACAGAAACAACCAGGUCACCGAGUCCAUGGAGUCGCUCACCGAUGAAGGGACGGAGAUGAUGGACGGGCAGCUGAUGGGGGAGUUCGAGGCCGAAGCCAAAGAGCUGGAGGCGGAUUCGUGGAGUCUGUGUGUGGAGCAGCAGCACAUGCAGCACCUGGACAAGGAGCUGGUGAAGAGGCAGGACGUCAUCUACGAGCUGAUGCAGACGGAGAUGCAUCACAUCCGGACGCUGCGCAUCAUGUCGGAGGUUUACAGCAAAGGCCUGCAGAAGGAGGUGCAGCUGGAGCUGCAGACGGUGGAGAAGCUGUUCCCGGCGCUGGACGAGCUGCUGGAGCUGCACACGCAGCAUCUCCUGCGCCUGCUGGAGCGCAAGAAGGAGUGCCAGCUGGAGGGGCCGGGGUCGGAGGGGAGUUUCAUCAUCAACAGGAUAGGAGACAUCCUGGCCAGCCAGUUCUCAGGGUCCAACGGUGAAAGCAUGAAGAAGGUUUAUGGAAAAUUCUGUAGCCGCCACAAUGAAGCUGUGAACUUUUACAAGGACCUCCUGACCAAAGACAGACGCUUCAAAGCUUUCAUCAAAAAAAAGAUGAGCAGCAGCAUUGUGCGGAGGCUUGGUAUCCCAGAAUGCAUUUUGCUGGUGACCCAGAGGAUAACGAAGUACCCGGUGCUGAUCCAGAGGAUGCUGCAGCACACGAGAGAGAGCGAGGACGACUACGAGGACCUGACGGACGCCGUGCGGCUGGUGAAGGAGGUGAUCGCCGCCGUGGACAGCAAGGUGAACGACCACGACAAGCGGCGGCGGCUGAAGGAGUUCCACUGCCGCACGGACAGCAAGUCCAUCAUGAUGAUGAAGAGCGGGCAGAUCUUCGCCCGGGAGGACCUGCUGAGGCGGAGGCUGAUCCACGACGGAGCGCUGCAGCUCAAGAACAUCCAGGGCCGGCUGAAGGACGUCCACGCUCUGCUCCUGUCGGACGUCCUGGUGUUUCUCCAAGAGAAGGACCAGAAAUACGUCUUCGCCAUGCUGGACCAGCGCUCCACCGUCAUCUCCCUGCAGAAGCUGAUCGUCAGGGAAGUGGCCAACAAGGAGCGCGGCCUGUUCCUGAUCACGGCGGGGAUCGAGCGGCCGGAGAUGAUGGAGGUGCUGGCCAGCUCCAAGGAGGAGCGCAACAGCUGGAUGACGCUGAUCCAGGGAGCCAUGCAGUCCAUGGACAAGGAUGAGGAUGAAGGGAUUCCCAGUGAGACGGAAGACGACAAGAGGCAGUUGGAGAGCAAAGCCAGAGAGAUGAGAGAUAUGUUGAGGCAGAAGGACACGGAGAUCAUGUCCCUGCUGGAGGAGAAGGUCCGGCUCUUCCGGGGGAUGUGGGAAGGCCUGAGCCCGGGCGAGGAAUCCUCCCGACAGGUGGAGCCGUUCUUCAGGUCGGCCUGCAGCGCGGAGCCGCCGCGGGGCGCGAACAUCAUGAAGGACGCCCUGCAGGAAGUGGAGACGCUGCAGGCGCUGGUGAACGGCAGCCUGGGCGGAGCCAUGGCCGGCGUCCACGAGGCCGCAGGAGCCGGGCCGGUGUGUCUGCCGCGCCGGGCCGAGACCUUCGGAGGCUUCGACAGAUGCACAGCAGUAAAAAGCGGAGACCGAGAUGAGAGCGAGGACGCGGCGGGAGAUUUGCGCAGGACGGAGUCUGACAGCGUUCUGAAGAAGGGAGGAAACGCCAACCUGCUGCAGCUGCUCAAGAGGAACAGUGAGCAGGUUCUCCACAGCGUCUCCAACCUGCACCUCCUGCUCAGCACGCUGCAGGCGGUGGUGGUGCAGCAGGACAGCUACAUCGUGGAGCAGCGGCAGGUCCUGAGCGAGCGCUCGUCCUCCUGCUCGUCCCUGUCGCGGCAGGCGUCGCGGCCCAGCUCCCUGGUCGAGCAGGAGAAGCAGCGCAGCCUGGAGAAGCAGCGGCAGGAGCUGGCGGCGCUGCAGAGGCAGCAGGCGGCUCACGCCGACGAGAAGAAGAAGAGGGAGAGGGAGUGGACGCUCAGGGAACAGCAGCUCACGCAGAGAGAGACGCUGCUGCAGAUGCAGGAGGAUGGGGUGCAGAAGCUGCAGAAGGUUCUGGACGAGGAGAAGCAGCAGCUUCACUGCAGGAAGGACGAGUACCAGAAGGACCUGGAGCGGCUGAGAGACGCCCAGAGGAAGCUGGAGAGAGACAAGGACGCCGUGAGGCGGCAGUUCGACAAGAUGGAGGAGCUCCGCCUGUCCGAGAGGACGCCGUCCACCACGUCGGACGAGUUCCUGGGCAGCUCUCAGUCCCUGGAGCUGGACCCGCUGGAGCUGUCGUCGUCGUCCUCGUCCUCGCUGCCGCGGCUGCAGCCGCAGCGCUCCAAGACCAAAGGGAAAGGCCUCAACCCCUUCACGUCCUCCUCCAGCAACCUGAAGGGCGGCGAAGCCAACAACCAGACCUCAAAGAGCUUCCUGCAGCUGGGCAAGAACAAGAGCAAAGAAGGGAAGGAGAAGAAGAAGAAGAAGAGCAAAGGGGGGAGCCCGCAGACGACAGACCCCCAGCAGGUCUCCGAGCCCCCCCUGGACGGAGAGAUCUUCUUCUGCUGAGCGGCGGCUCCGGCGUCGGACCCUCCACUUCCUUCCCCCCCCAGAGGAACGCCGCGCCGCCGCCGCGCCGCCAGGGGGCCGGUGUUUCCCUCCACGUACGGAGCAGAGCCGCCUGCAGUACCGGGACUCACCACCAGCUCCAGUUC
Molecule: messenger RNA, 8052 nt
Organism: Cololabis saira (Pacific saury)
Lineage: Eukaryota; Metazoa; Chordata; Actinopteri; Beloniformes; Belonidae
Gene: akap13a
Product: A-kinase anchor protein 13
Exons: 41
Coding region: 14-7906 (2630 amino acids)
Biological process (GO): adrenergic receptor signaling pathway; regulation of Rho protein signal transduction; positive regulation of canonical NF-kappaB signal transduction
Cellular component (GO): plasma membrane; actin cytoskeleton
Molecular function (GO): MAP kinase scaffold activity; guanyl-nucleotide exchange factor activity
Source: RefSeq, a predicted model, not a curated record